Molecule: messenger RNA, 1318 nt
Organism: Pogona vitticeps (central bearded dragon)
Lineage: Eukaryota; Metazoa; Chordata; Lepidosauria; Squamata; Agamidae
Product: caveolin-2
Biological process (GO): cell differentiation; regulation of cytosolic calcium ion concentration; caveola assembly
Cellular component (GO): sarcolemma; focal adhesion; caveola
Molecular function (GO): molecular adaptor activity
Source: RefSeq, a predicted model, not a curated record
GGCGUGCAAUUGCUGAGAUCCACCCUCCUCGACUUCCCUUGCCCUUAAAUCUAUAUCGGCCAAGGCUGAGAAUAGAACUGGGGUCAGAUUCCUGCAUGCAGACAGAGGAAGGCUGUGCAAGAGGAGACUAAGUCGGAAGACUAGAUCCAACACAGAUUGGACCAUAAUUUCAAAAACACAGGGAACCUAUGUGACAACAGGGGAAGCACUGGAGAAAAAGUGUAAGAAGGUGUUUAAGAGGAUUCCUGAGCUUCCCUUGCAGAGGGACCUCUUGUGUCUGCAGUGGUGAUCCCGAGUCCUUUCCCCCCUGGCAAGAUGAUCAAUGAUGACUAUCUGAUUGAGUGCAAACUGGACCCAGAAGAUCCUCAUAGACGGGACUCAGGAGCCAUUGUUGACCUCCCACCCAAAGUGGACUCCCGGGAUCCACGUGGGAUCAACCAGCACCUCAAGCUAGAAUUCUCUGACAUCCUUGCUGAGCCUUCCUCAUUCCGCAGCUUUGACCGGGUUUGGACCUGGAGUGAUAUCAUCUUCGAGAGUUCACGCCUUUGGUGCUACCGUAUCAUCUCCCUGCUGUGCGCUGUGCCUGUCUCCUUGUUCUCGGGCUUUCUCUUCGCCUGCCUCGGCUGCCUGCAUAUCUGGUGUGUGAUGCCCUGCAUCCAGCUCUGCACCAUGGCAAUGCCCCCAGUUCGUACCCUGUGGGCCAGCAUCCUGGAUGUCCUGGUGGCCCCACUCUGCACCAGCUUAGGACGUUGCUGCAGUGCCAUUUACCUCACUGUUACUCAGAAGUGACACCAAGAGAUGGCCCCUCCUCCCUAAAAGCCUGCGCUACCCAUACUCCCUUCUCAUUCCAUCUCAUUGAGACUAACUGGACAUAACUCAGUUUUCACACAAGAGGACAGAAUUGGGGCAGGGAUCUUUUAAACUUGGGUGAGGAAAGUGGAACUGGGUGGGAGAGGUUGAAGAAUGAAGGAAACGGUGCUCCAGAGGGAGGUGUCAAACUAUACCACUGUAUUUUGACUCCCUUUCUUCUGUACCUUCGCCCAGACCUGCAGGUAGGACUUCUAAAUGGGGCUUGUGGUGUUCCUUCCUCCCUCCCCGUUUGGAAUCCAGAAACACAAAAGGCUUGGUUUCAGCUCUUCCUGCCUCAAUUCCCUAACAUUCAAAUUGGUUUAUUUAUACCAGUUAAUAUCUCCAGCCAGUCCCAGACAGCCCAGACAAGAACUGUUUCAAGAGAAGAUUUUUGUGAUUAACCCUCUGUCCUGUCUGUCAGUGAGCAGGGCUUCUUCAUGGUGGGGAGUGAUUAGCAAAUGGAGUAACU